GGUGCGAGGAACUCAGCCUCCGGCCUCAGUGUCUCUCUGACUCCGCACAGAGAGCAUCAGGUCCCGGUGCUGAUCUGGAUCCAGCUCUGAUCCGCUGUGGCUUCUCUUCCAGGUAUUAGUCUGCACCGUGAACCUGACAUGUCCGGAGAGGAGCGGCUCUCAGUGUAGUUCCAGCCGGACAGAGUGAGGACCGCAGGGGCCUGAGCCUCCACACAGCCCCGCUGCAGAGCUCCAGGAGCCCGCAGAGAGGCGGGAAUGUUAGCGGUGGGUCCGAUGGACGGGUCCCGACAGAGCGCCUUCCUCCUCAGCACCCCCCCUCUGGCUGCUCUGCACAGCAUGACCGAGAUGAAGACCCCGCUUUACCCGGCCUACCCGCUGUCCUCCUCCGGCCCCAACUCCUCUACCUCACCGGCCACCACCUCCCCCAACCCGGGCGGCAUGGCCGUGUCCUCCCCGGGGAUCAAGAGCUCCUCGGGUCUGUCCUCGGGGCUCGUAUCCCCGCAUCUUUGCUCCUCCGCGACCCCUCACGGAAUUAACGACAUCCUGAACCGGCCCGCCGCGGCCGCGAUGGCCGCAGCCGCCGCCGCCGCCGCCUCCUCCUCGGCGGGGCUCCUGUCGGGUCUGCCCCGGUUCAGCAGCCUCAGCCCGCCGCCGCCCCCCGGACUUUACUUCAGCCCCAGCGCCGCCGCGGUGGCGGUGGCCCGGUACCCGAAGCCCCUGGCGGAGCUGCCGGGCCGGACGCCCAUCUUCUGGCCCGGAGUCAUGCAGAGUCCGCACUGGAGGGACGCGCGGUUCGCCUGCUCGCCGCAUCACAACUCAGUUUUACUGGAUAAAGACGGAAAGAGGAAACACACCAGACCCACGUUCUCCGGACAACAGAUCUUUGCUCUGGAAAAAACUUUCGAACAAACCAAAUAUCUGGCGGGACCCGAGAGAGCCAGACUGGCCUACUCCCUGGGAAUGACCGAGAGCCAAGUCAAGGUGUGGUUUCAGAACAGGAGGACCAAGUGGAGGAAGAAACACGCAGCAGAGAUGGCCACCGCGAAGAAGAAGCAGGACUCGGAGACAGAGAGGCUCAAGGGCACUUCGGACAACGAGGAGGAGGACGACGACUACAACAAACCUCUGGAUCCGAACUCUGACGACGAGAAGAUCACACAGCUGCUCAACAAGCACAAGCCCGGGCCCGCGCUGCUCGUGCACACCUCCGAGAACGACAGCUCCUAACUGAUGCGGGGCUGUGUCAGUGGCGCGCACAGACACGCACAUGUGUGUGCGUGUGAGGACUCAGUUGUAAAUACCAGAGAAACGAAGAGGAAAAGAUCCGCUGUGAAUAAUUUAUGUUAAAAACGGUUUUUGUACAGAAAAGAAAAAACUUCAUCAGUUUUUGUAUCUGACAGAAACACACACACACACACACUCUACCCACACAGAGACGCACACAGACCCACACACACCUGUACAGAGACUGAGUCUACACACACAUGUUUUUUAUUUAUGUGUUCAUCAGCAGGUGAAUGUGAUGCACUUUUAUUUAAUAAAAACU
This is a messenger RNA of Platichthys flesus (European flounder), 1546 nucleotides long. RefSeq names its product NK6 homeobox 1 (gene nkx6-1). Gene Ontology annotation, cellular component: nucleus. Gene Ontology annotation, biological process: cell differentiation; regulation of transcription by RNA polymerase II. The transcript has 3 exons. Lineage: Eukaryota; Metazoa; Chordata; Actinopteri; Pleuronectiformes; Pleuronectidae. The record is from RefSeq and is a predicted model, not a curated record. Bases 256 to 1227 code for a protein of 323 amino acids. Gene Ontology annotation, molecular function: RNA polymerase II cis-regulatory region sequence-specific DNA binding; DNA-binding transcription factor activity, RNA polymerase II-specific.